CAGUCUUAUGUCUAGCAAAUGCAUGUGCUGAUAAUCAGAUCUCUCCUACACAAGUGAAACAAACCCUUAAUUUAGGAAUCUGCUCACGUCAGUUGAGAGGGAGGGGUUUGGGGUCUGUUGCUGCAGAUGCUGUGGUGUGGAUAUUGCGUUUAUCUCUCUUCUAGUCAUCGCUGCCUUCACUUCGUGCUUGUCAACACCGGCGGCAUUCGCGCCCUAGAUGGCUGCACUUGGCAGUCCUUUGUGAGAUUAUUUUCCCGAGGAUUUUUGACCUAUAAGUAAACCAUGACUGACCCAACGACACAAGAUUCCUUCCCCGUCCCGGAUCCCACAAUCGUGGAUCCUUCAGCUGUAAGAAACGGCGGAUGCGCUCCGGAGGCGAACCUAUCCAAAAGACCGAGUCAGGGCGAUCCUUUCAGUAUGGACCGGGACCAAGAGAUGAAAAUCACUGACAGCGUUGAGGGACAAGGUAGCCUGCUGGAAAGCAGCAUGCGACUAAAGCCCCACGAGGCUCAAAACUACAGGAAGAAGGCAUUGUGGGUGUCUUGGAUCUCCAUCGUGGUGACACUAAUCCUGGCAGUGGCAGCCUUCACUGUUUCGUUCAUGAGACACAGCGCGUCAGCAUUUGGAUUUGCAUUUGACGCCACGUUGGACGUGCUAUCUUCAAUUAUCGUGCUGUGGCGCUAUAGCAAUGCCGCAGCUGUCCACUCCGCCCAUAGGGAGUACAUAGCGUGCGUGGUCCUUGGGGUGGUCUUCAUCUUGUCCUCCCUGUGUAUUCUAGGAAAAGCAAUCCAUGACCUGGCCACCAAGCUGCUUCCAGAAGUGGAUGACUUCCUCUUCAGUGUGUCUAUUGUCAGUGGGAUUGUAUGUAUCAUCCUGGCUGUGUUCAAGUUCCUGCUGGGGAGAGUGCUGACCAGUAGAGCCCUCAUCACUGACGCUUUUAACUCCAUGGUGGGGGGCAUCAUGGGUUUCUCCAUCCUCAUCAGUGCUGAGGUGUUCAGACACCACCCUGACGUCUGGUACCUGGACGGAUCCAUCGGCGUCAUCAUCGGACUCAUCAUCCUCGCUUACGGUGUCAAACUGCUCCUGGACAUGGUACCCCGGGUGAGACAAACCAGGAACUACGAACGCUUUGAGUGAACGCUCCUAGGACCAGGGUUACACCUGAUGCACCCCCUUCCCCUUCCCCUCCCCGCCCCUCCUCUCUUUCUAUCUCACACACACACACAUAAGCACACACACACA
Messenger RNA from Oncorhynchus tshawytscha (Chinook salmon), 1242 nucleotides. Its product is annotated as transmembrane protein 163-like. The transcript is spliced from 8 exons. Gene Ontology annotation, cellular component: synaptic vesicle membrane. NCBI's taxonomy places the organism in Eukaryota, Metazoa, Chordata, Actinopteri, Salmoniformes, Salmonidae. Bases 283 to 1137 code for a protein of 284 amino acids. Gene Ontology annotation, molecular function: zinc ion binding. The record is from RefSeq and is a predicted model, not a curated record.